This is a messenger RNA of Penicillium egyptiacum, 984 nucleotides long. Lineage: Eukaryota; Fungi; Ascomycota; Eurotiomycetes; Eurotiales; Aspergillaceae. The record is from the annotation of a GenBank genome assembly.
AUGGCCGUAAACGCAUUUUCCUCCGAGGGUUCUCCAGAUCUUGCUCUUCUGAAUGUUGCCCGCCUGUUCACCAGACUCGAGCACAAUAUCCUCUCCCCGGGGACAGACCGGCGCUCAUUCCAACAAUCAGAAUACCAACGUAUGCGCGUGAACAAGAACGUUGAAUACGCCCGCUCACUGCUUACCCGACUCGAGCGCUCCCUCCCACAAAUAAAACCCCUCGACCGCAAGCACGAAGCACAAGCCGAGAUCGCACGCGACAGACAGCUCCUGAAGCGCAUACAGACCAUCCUGGAGGAAGAAGACGCCAAAGCCGAAGCGAAGCAAGAUGAAGACGACGAGACUGAAGACGUCGACGACGAAUGGAAGGAGCUAUUCUCCAAGCCCAUCGCCGAGAAAGCUAGAUCGUUAUCCCAACCGAAAGACCAGCAGGCACCGAGACAGCCAUCAGACUCGCAAAGAGAAGUAAAAGGCACGAGCGAAGCGCAACAAACCACGAUUACACCUUCCGCAACGACGACUACAACAGCCCCAUCACCAACCCCCUUAUCAACAAGCCCGCCAACACCCCCAAUCCUCCGCAACCGCUACACGGCCCACCCCGCACCGCCAUCCACCGAAAAAGCAGCUGCGUCGGGAAACAAUACGAACAAACUCGUUGAAACAGAAACCGAGCUAAGCACCCAUAGAAUGGAACAGGAAGAUUUAACCAGCUCCCUCCUAACGCUGGCUUCGCAAUUGAAAUCCUCCUCGCAGAACUUUCAGUCGACGCUUGAGGGCGAGAAAUCUGCUUUGGACCGCGCGGUGUCGGGUAUCGACCGCACGAGUACCACGAUGGAGGCGGCUGGUAAGAGGAUGGGGAUGUUGCGCAAGAUGACAGAGGGGAAGGGGCUGUGGGGGCGGAUGAUGCUGUAUGCGUGGAUUUUCGGGCUAUGGGUUGUUGCUAUUCUGAUUGUUUAUGUUGGGCCGAAGUUGAGGUUUUGA